Molecule: messenger RNA, 1278 nt
Organism: Emericellopsis cladophorae
Lineage: Eukaryota; Fungi; Ascomycota; Sordariomycetes; Hypocreales; Bionectriaceae
Exons: 2
Coding region: 1-1278 (425 amino acids)
Source: RefSeq, a predicted model, not a curated record
AUGCGUCGUCUCAAUCCAGUCGGCAAGGGCAAGAGGCCCAAGUUUGAGCUUCACCUCAAAAUCUACGACCUCAACAAUGUCCCCUUGGUCUCGGGGUCCUCGUUCAUCAAGUGGCAUCUGGCGCACUCGAUGCAUGCUGAACAUCGAGGGCGCACAGCGAAAUGUCCGAUUGUGAACCAUCGCGUCGACUAUGCCUUCAGCAAGAUGAUUCCACAUAUCAGGAUAGCCAUCGACAAGAACAACCAGCUGGUCGAAUGUCCUAUCGAGCUUGAAAUCAUUCAAGAGUUUGCCGUGACGGAGAAGAUGACGCUGGGCGAAAUCAAGUUGAACCUGAGUGAGUAUGUCGAGGAAAGCGAGGCUCUGCUGAAGAACCCCUCCUCGGGGAGAGGCCGAUCAGGCAGCGUGAGCGUGAGCCCGCCCGCCACUACGGAUGGGGGCGAUGCGCCGGAAGGGAUCGUGAGGAGGUAUCUCAUGCAAGAGAGCAAAAUCAACAGCACUCUGCGCAUGAGCAUCUUGAUGGUCCAGGUGGAUGGCGAACGUAACUACACGACGCCUUCACUGAAACCUACAGCCACCUUUGGCGGCAUUGCAGGCGUCGUUGCCCACGAGCCGCAGGUUGCCGAGGACAUUGGACCUUCGCCGAGCAUAGCGAAGCCUAGAGACGCUGCCGAUAUCCACGACCUGUACAGGAAGACAUUGGCGGCAUCUUGGAUUAGACUGCCGUCAGAACUACCAGCCGACGAAUGCAUCGAGGAUAUCUUUGCUGGUGGCAAUGGCUGGCGAACCCAGCAAAACCAGCAAAUUUCAACGUCCAAUUCCAAUUCCAAUUCCAAUUCCAAUUCGGAUGACGAAGGGGACGGCGGUCAGGGCACACUCCGACCAAGCGAUCUUAGACGCUUUGGGAGGCAUCGUGGUCAGAAGACGACAACACACGGUAGCAAUACGACAUCUCACCGGCCCCACAACCCUUUCCACUCCCAUCGACGACAUGGCAGCGCCGCCAGUGAUAAGAGCACGGUGACGGUGACCGCGCAGCAGAAUGGCGUUCAUGAAGGACCCGCCAAGGUUGUCCGGUUACCACUCGCUGCUGUAGAUGCAGUGGAGGCGGAACUGGGACUCGAUCGGAGUGACAGUCAAAUGCCAACCAUGGAUAGCGAGCGCCCACGCUCGUCGUCCAAGACCGAGGGUGUCCACGCGAGUCACAUGAGGGAGAUGGGGGAGUCUGAUGUCCGAGAUGACCUGAUUGCAUGGAAACUACCGAACGGGGUGGCGUCGUAG